Molecule: messenger RNA, 2684 nt
Organism: Cyprinodon variegatus (sheepshead minnow)
Lineage: Eukaryota; Metazoa; Chordata; Actinopteri; Cyprinodontiformes; Cyprinodontidae
Gene: appa
Product: amyloid beta (A4) precursor protein
Exons: 16
Coding region: 105-2393 (762 amino acids)
Biological process (GO): axonogenesis; central nervous system development
Cellular component (GO): early endosome; membrane raft; plasma membrane
Molecular function (GO): signaling receptor activator activity; transition metal ion binding; heparin binding
Source: RefSeq, a predicted model, not a curated record
CCCCAUCAGACAGCGGGAGUCACCGGUGGAGAGCACACCGACACAUACGUUACAGACCGUCAGGAGAAAAGCGCUGCUUAGGAGCGUUGCUUUCACAAAGCGACAUGGGAGACCGAGUGGCUUUAUUGCUGCUGGCUGCGGUGGCCUCGGCUCUAGCUGUAGAGGUUCCCACAGAUGUUUCGAUGGGUCUGCUGGCUGAGCCCCAGGUGGCCAUGUUUUGUGGUAAACUCAACAUGCACAUUAACGUGCAGAGCGGCAAGUGGGAGCCUGACCCCUCUGGUACCAAGAGCUGCAUUGGUACCAAAGAGGGCAUCUUGGAGUACUGCCAGGAGGUGUAUCCAGAGCUCCAAAUUACCAACGUGGUGGAAGCCAACCAGCCGGUCAGCAUCCAGAACUGGUGCAAGAAGGGACGCAAGCAGUGUCGCAGUCACAUGCACAUAGUGGUGCCCUAUCGCUGCUUGGUGGGAGAGUUUGUGAGCGAUGCUCUGCUCGUUCCCGACAAGUGCAAGUUCCUCCACCAAGAGCGGAUGGAUAAAUGCGAGAGCCACCUGCACUGGCACACUGUAGCCAAGGAGUCCUGUGGCGACCGUACCAUGAAUCUCCAUGAUUACGGGAUGCUGCUGCCUUGCGGCAUCGACCGCUUCAGAGGAGUGGAGUUUGUUUGCUGCCCCAGCGAGGCGGAGCAGGGCGCCGAGAGCGUGGAGCAGGACACCGAUGAUUCCGAUGUCUGGUGGGGCGGAGCUGAGACGGACUACGGUGACAGCAUGGUGCAUGAGCCAGAGCCAGUGGAACAGCGAGAGGAAACCAAACCAUCUGUGGUAGAAGAGGAGGAUGACGGAGAAGCUCCAGAGGAGGAUGAUGAGGAGGAGGAUGAAGACGAGGAGGAAGAUCUGUUGGACAACGACCAGGAUGGAGAUGGAGAGGAGGACGAGGAGGCCGUGGAGGAGGAUGAAGAAGAGGAUGACAUCAUGGAUACACUUGAUGACAGCGAUGAUGCAGAUGAGCCCACCACUAAUGUUGCCAUGACAACGACCACCACCACUACCACAGAGUCUGUCGAAGAAGUAGUGAGAGAUGUGUGCUGGGCCAAUGCUGAGACUGGCCCAUGCCGGGCCAUGCUGCCCCGCUGGUACUUUGACCGACAGGAGGGCCGCUGUGUUCAGUUUAUCUACGGGGGCUGCGGAGGCAACAGGAAUAACUUUGAGUCAGAGGAGUACUGCCUGGCUGUCUGCAGCAGCGUCAUGCCCACGGCCACGCCCAGCUCCCCCGAUGCAGUGGACCACUAUCUAGAGACGCCCGCCGAUGAGAAUGAACACGCCCACUUCCAGAAAGCCAAGGAGAGUCUGGAGGCCAAGCACCGUGAUAGGAUGUCCCAGGUUAUGAGGGAAUGGGAAGAAGCUGAGAGGGAGGCUAAGAACCUUCCACGUGCCGACAAGAAGGCUGUGAUUCAACGCUUCCAGGAGAAGGUGGAGGCUCUGGAGCAGGAGGCAACCAGUGAGCGUCAGCAGCUGGUGGAGACCCAUAUGGCCCGGGUGGAGGCUCUCCUCAACGACCGCCGCCGCCUGGCUUUGGAGAGCUACCUGACCGCCCUGCAACAGGACCCACCCAGGCCCCGUCACGUCUUCAGUCUGCUGAAGAAGUACGUCCGCGCCGAGCAGAAGGACAGGCAGCACACUCUGAAACACUUCGAACACGUCCGCAUGGUGGAUCCAAAGAAGGCUGCUCAGAUUAGACCUCAGGUUCUUACUCACCUGCGCGUCAUUGAAGAGCGCAUGAACCAGUCUCUGGGUCUUCUCUACAAAGUGCCAGGUGUGGCUGAUGACAUCCAAGACCAAGUUGAGCUCCUCCAGAGGGAGCAGGCCGAGAUGGCCCAGCAGCUGGCCAACCUGCAGACAGACGCCCGUGUGAGCUACGGUAACGACGCCCUGAUGCCCGACCAGGAGUUUGGAGACGGCCAGACUGACCUGCUGCCCCAGGAGGACACUCUGGGCCUGGGAGGAGUCGGCUUCGUCCACCCUGAGAGCUUCAACCAGCAGAACAUAGAGAAAGAGGUGCCUGGAAUGAAGAUGGAAGCUAUUCCUGAGCUGCGGAAGGAGACGGAGGACACACAGGGUACCCAAUAUGAAGUUCACCACCAGAAGCUGGUCUUCUUAGCCGAGGACGUCAGCUCCAACAAGGGCGCCAUCAUCGGCCUUAUGGUCGGAGGCGUCGUCAUAGCAACGGUGAUUGUCAUCACCCUGGUGAUGCUGAGGAAGAAGCAGUACACCUCCAUCCAUCACGGAGUCAUUGAGGUGGACGCCGCAGUCACUCCUGAGGAGCGCCACCUGUCCAAGAUGCAGCAGAACGGCUACGAGAACCCCACCUACAAGUUCUUUGAACAGAUGCAGAACUGAGGAGAAAAUCACCUUCCACACACUCGCAUCAACACACCAUCAUCUCCCCCCCUCCCCCUUUACAUCUAUCCUUCCUCCCUUAUUUUCCUCCCCUCAGCCAGCCUCCCCAUGUCUCCUUGAGGCAGCGAUCACUGAGCGACUGGGAUAGUAGUUUCCUGACCCUUAUUUUCUUAUGAAAGAAAACAGCUAACCGUUGUUCUUUAGGGAGGAAGAAAAGCACACUGUCCACUCUGAUCAGCAGCAGGGUAACCUGACCCUCCCCUCAUCACACAAUUCUGACAAAUCCGAUCA